CCAGGAAAGUUGAUUUUGGUUUUCCGUGAAAAUAAUAGUUCUUUUAGUUUUUUAGUUUUGUUUUAUAAAAUAAUUAGUAAAUAAGCUUAUAUUCAUUCUUAUAUGCCUAUCGCUGCAUAAAUAUACGAGAAAUCGUGAAACUUUUGCAAUAUGAGUUCGGAUAGCGAUGAUGAUGGUUCGACCGGUCGUGGCGGUGGGGGCUCCGCUGAUAGCAACGCCGGUGGUGGUUUUGGAAUGGACUUGACAGGCAUAUUAUUUGGUAAUAUAGACUCGGAAGGAAAAUUAAUGGACGAUGAUGCCGGCAACGCAUUCGAUCCAGAAUUCCGUGAGCACAUAUCCUCUUUGUCUAAGUUGGGCCUAAACUCAAUGUUAAACGAAGUAAUAGAUACUGAAAAAGAUGAAAUGGAUGACGUAGAUACUCCUAAACAUCCAAUGAGUGAUUUUGAUGCCUUAAAAGCUGGAUUUACGAAUAACGAUGGCAAUGAAGCUGAUAAUGAAGACGAUGGUGAAAUUGUCAAAGAUGAGAGUGCAAUAGAUUACUCAGAUAUAACAGAACUAUCAGAAGAUUGCCCGCGCACUCCUCCUUCGAAUGAACAAAGCGUACUUGAAGAUCUUGAGGACGCAAUACCGGCCUCAAAAGUUGAGGCUUCAAGUAUAACCAAAGACGAUAAGGAACUAAUGCCUCCACCGCUUGCACCUAUACGCAAUAUAUCAAGCAGCAAUAAUGUUGACAGUGUACCUAAAACGAAUGGACCGGACAGUGUAAAUGGCGAUACAAAAUUAGAUAAACCGACAGAACGCAAGUUGGACACACCCUUAGCAGAUAUGCUGCCAUCUAAAUACGCAAAUGUAGAUGUGAGAGAAUUAUUUCCAGACUUCCGUCCCGAUAAAGUUCUGCGUUUUUCACGCCUUUUUGGACCGGGGAAACCUUCAAGCUUGCCACAGAUUUGGCGUAGUGUGAAGAAAAGAAGGCGACGACGUAAGCACUCACGUGAUCAAAAGAAUCCGAAUACUGGUUCCGAUUCCACCAGCGAUUCAGAAGAACCAAAGAAAAAAGGGUUCGGAUUGCACUACGGUCCCGAUCCAAUGCCAUAUCAAUGCGUUUCCGAUGACGAAGAUAAAUUAUUGAGCAUUACAAAUAAUGAAGAUGUCAAACCCGAGGGCCCGGAAAGCGGCGAUAAUAGUGAUAGUAAACCCAAAAUUGCCGACUGGCGUUACGGACCGGCGCAAAUUUGGUAUGAUAUGCUAGAAGUGCCGGAUUCUGGGGAAGGUUUCAAUUACGGCUUUAAAACAAAACCCUCCGGCACGCCACAAAAAGGUGUUGCAACAGACACACAGGCCUUAGUGUCAGUGGAAGAAGAUGUAGAAAUCAAAGGUGACCCCAUAGCCGACGAUGCAUUUUUAAUGGUUUCGCAACUGCAUUGGGAAGAUGAGGUUGUGUGGGAUGGCAACGAUAUUAAAGCGAAAGUAAUGCAGAAAUUGAAUUCUAAAACAAUCGCAGCAGGCUGGUUGCCAUCAAGUGGCUCUCGCACAGCCGGCGCGUUUAGCCAACCUGGCAAAACAAUGCCCGUAUCGGGAAACACCGGAAGUGGCAAAGCGCAAGGUGGCUCGUCUUCCAGCAAGAAGGCUAAUCAGAUCCUACAAAGUAAAGCACCCGAAGCAGUGGACGACACCUGGUACAGCAUCUUUCCGGUUGAGAAUGAGGAAUUGAUUUACGGCAAAUGGGAAGAUGAAAUCAUCUGGGAUGCCGAACAGAUGACCAAAUUACCAAAACCGAAAGUGCUCACGCUUGAUCCGAAUGAUGAGAAUAUUAUACUCGGUAUACCGGAUGACAUUGAUCCAUCGAAAAUUAGCAAAAAUACAGGACCACCACCGAAAAUCAAAAUACCACAUCCACAUGUUAAGAAAUCAAAGAUUUUAUUAGGCAAAGCAGGUGUUAUCAAUGUGUUGGCCGAGGACACGCCACCGCCACCGCCCAAGAGUCCAGAUCGUGACCCCUUCAAUAUUUCAAACGAUUCUUACUAUCAGCCUAAGACGGAGCCAACAUUACGACUUAAAGUGGGCGGCGGCAAUUUAAUACAGCAUUCCACGCCAGUAGUUGAGCUACGCUCGCCUUUUAUACCGACAUACAUGGGUCCUAUGAAACUGCGUUCAUUCCAUCGUCCACCAUUGAAACGUUUCUCGCAUGGUCCCUUAGCAUCACCCGGUCCACAUGCUGUACUACCACUACUUAAGUAUAUAGCCAAGAAGGCCAAACAACGUGAGGUGGAGCGCAUUGCGUCCGGUGGUGGCGACGUGUUCUUCAUGCGUAAUCCUGAAGAUUUAAGCGGCAAAGAUGGCGAUAUAAUAUUAUGCGAAUUUUGUGAGGAACAUCCACCUUUGAUGAAUCAAGUCGGCAUGUGUUCCAAGAUCAAAAACUACUACAAACGCAAGGCGGCAAAGGAUAACGGUCCGCAAGACUUUAAAUAUGGCGAAGUGGCCUUUGCGCAUACCAGUCCCUUCUUGGGCAUAAUACAUCCCGGCCAGUGCAUACAAGCGCUGGAGAAUAAUAUGUAUCGUGCGCCGAUCUAUCCGCACAAUAUCAAUCCGACGGAAUUUCUUGUCAUCCGUAAUCGCAGCAACUAUUGGAUACGCGCUAUAAAUGCGCUGUUCACAGUGGGUCAAGAGUGUCCGAUUUACGAAGUGCCGGGUCCGAAUUCAAAACGCGCCAAUAAUUUCACAAGAGACUUCCUGCAGGUGUUCAUUUACCGCCUGUUUUGGAAGAGCCGCGACAAUCCGCGUCGCAUACGUAUGGACGAUAUAAAGCGUGCAUUUCCGGCGCACUCGGAGAGCAGCAUACGUAAGCGUUUGAAACAGUGUGCGGAUUUCAAACGUACUGGCAUGGACUCGAACUGGUGGGUUAUCAAGCCGGAAUUCCGUUUGCCGUCUGAGGAGGAAAUACGUGCAAUGGUCUCGCCGGAGCAAUGCUGCGCGUUCUUUAGCAUGAUAGCAGCCGAGCAGCGUUUGAAGGAUGCUGGUUAUGGUGAAAAGUUCUUAUUCGCGCCACAAGAGGAUGACGAUGAGGAGGCGCAAUUGAAGUUGGACGAUGAAGUAAAAGUGGCACCGUGGAAUACCACGCGCGCUUACAUACAAGCGAUGCGAGGCAAGUGUCUACUGCAGCUGACUGGACCGGCCGAUCCCACCGGUUGUGGUGAAGGUUUUUCUUAUGUACGCGUGCCUAAUAAGCCCACGCAAACUAAAGAAGAGCAGGAGUCACAGCCGAAGCGUACAGUCACCGGCACUGACGCCGAUUUGCGUCGUCUGCCGCUGCAGCGUGCCAAAGAGUUGCUGCGUAAAUUCAAAGUGCCUGAAGAGGAGAUACGAAAAUUGUCGCGUUGGGAGGUAAUCGAUGUGGUGCGCACACUUUCAACCGAGAAGGCCAAAGCCGGCGAACAGGGUAUGGACAAAUUUUCGCGUGGUAAUCGGUUUUCCAUUGCCGAGCAUCAGGAGCGUUACAAAGAGGAGUGUCAGCGCAUUUUCGAUCUACAAAACCGUGUGUUGGCUAGUUCAGAGGUACUUUCCACGGAUGAAGAUGAGUCUUCAGCCUCAGAAGAGUCUGAUCUUGAAGAGCUGGGAAAAAAUUUGGAAAAUAUGCUGUCAAAUAAGAAGACAUCCACACAACUGUCGCUCGAACGCGAAGAGCAAGAGCGUGAAGAGUUAUUGAAAAAGAUUAUGGAAGAUCAAGAGGGAGGAAAGGGUGCCAAAUCGAAAGACGGCAAAGAGGACAACUCACAGCAGCCGGUGUCGAAUCCAAAUCAGGGACGUAUACUUAAAAUAACACGCACCUUUAAGGAUAGCGAGGGCAAGGAAUACACGCGUGUGGAGAUUGUACGCCGCCAGCCAGUCAUCGAUGCCUACAUGAAGAUACGCACCACGAAAGAUGAGCAAUUCAUCAAACAAUUCGCCACAUUGGACGAGCAGCAGAAGGAGGAAAUGAAACGUGAGAAACGACGCAUACAGGAGCAACUGCGACGCAUUAAACGUAAUCAAGAACGCGAGCGACUUGCGUUGUUGGCGCAGAAUCAAAAGUUGCAGCCAGGUGGCAUGCCCACCUCGCUGGGUGAUCCCAAGUCAUCUGGUGGCUCGUCACAUAAAGAACGCGACACGCCACAUAAAGAAGUCAGUCCCUCGCGCAAGAAGUUCAAGUUGAAGCCGGACUUGAAGCUCAAGUGUGGUGCCUGUGGACAGGUUGGCCACAUGCGCACAAAUAAAGCCUGUCCGCUCUACACCGGCCUGCAAGGUCCUUUGAACUCAUCUAAUGUGAGUAUCAAUGAAGAGCAGGAGGAGGAAGUGGAGAAGGAACUCAACUGCGAGGACGAUGAUCUGGUGAAUGUAGAUGGCACCAAGGUGACAUUGAGCAGUAAGGUACUGAAGCGCCACGAAGAUGUGCGGCGUCGCACUUUGUUGUUGAAGGUGCCCAAAGAAGCGGUGGGCAAGAAGAAGCGACGCAUGGCCGGUGACUUGCAUUGCGAUUAUCUGCAACGUCACAAUAAAACAGCAAAUCGCCGGCGUACGGAUCCGGUGGUGGUUUUGUCUUCCAUACUCGAGGAAAUACUCAAUGAGUUGCGUUCAAUGCCGGAUGUGACACCGUUUCUCUUUCCAGUUAACGCCAAGCUUGUGCCCGACUAUUAUCGCAUUGUCACUAAACCGAUGGAUCUACAAACCAUGCGCGACUACAUACGUCAACGUCGCUAUCAUAAUCGCGAAGAGUUCUUAGCCGAUCUUAAUCAAAUUGUUGAAAAUUCAACUCUAUACAAUGGAGCACGCAGCUCCUUCACCGUUGCUGCACAACGCAUGCUUCAGAGUUGUUUCGAAUUAUUGGCCGAGAAAGAAGACAAGCUAAUGCGUUUGGAGAAGGCUAUUAAUCCACUGCUGGAUGAUAACGAUCAGGUAGCGCUGUCAUUCAUUUUCGAACAAUUACAUGGCAAGAUCAAAUUGAUGCAAGAAAGCUGGCCCUUCUUGAAGCCUGUCAAUAAGAAGCAAGUGCGGGAUUAUUAUACGAUCAUCAAGCGUCCCAUGGAUCUGGAAACUAUUGGCAAAAAUGUGGAGGCGCAUCGCUAUCACUCACGCGCCGAGUUCUUAGCGGACAUUGAGCUAAUUGCGGCCAACUGUGAACAGUACAAUGGUAGCGAAUCGCGCUUUACCAAGAAUGCCAAAGAUUUGUUGCAUUUCGCGCGCACACAACUGGAGGAGUUCUCCGACCAUUGUGGUCAACUCGAGCAAAACAUCAGCAAAGUGCAAGAGCGUGCACGUGCCGACGCCGAACUGGAUGAUACAUGGGGCGGCGAUGAUCAAGACUAUGAUUUCCCACACCGUACGAGUCGUUCGAGUACACCGGAAAAUGAUUUCAUCGAUGUCGAAGGUAACGAGCGUCCUUCAACAUCAUCGGCAGCAUUAAACUCUUCUGGCUCAUCGUUUAGCCGCAGUUUUGCUGGUGGCAUUACCAUACCGGCCACAACACCUGGUGGUGGCAGCGAUAUGGCACCACCACCGUCUGACGUGAAACGUGGCCGUGGACGUCCGCGUAAACAACGCGACACAGUGGAGGAGGGCUACAGCCUUAACGUCAAAAUAAAUGCGAGCGCUGUUAAACGUGGGCGUGGCCGACCCCGCAAGGACAGCCUAGCCUCAAAUAUAAGUAACCCACAAAAUUCCUUUUUGGAAGAAGAUUUGCAAUGUUCAACGGAUGAUGAGGAGUUUCAGGAAGUAUCAGAGGAUGAGAACAACGCCGCCAGCAUACUUGAUCAAGGCGAACGCAUACAACCGAACGACAGUGGCAUGGACACUGUUGGCGCUAUGGGCAUGGAUCAGAUUGAUGUGUCGCAUAUAAAAACCGAGAUGAAGAUAGAGCCACCGCAGCUCGCUAACGAGGAAGAAGGUGCAGAGCAACAGUGCGAGGAUGACAGCCAACAGGCCGCAGAGGCGAUGGUACAAUUGAGUGGCGUGGGCUUCUACACUCAACAGCAGCAAGAUGACUCAAUGGAUUUGGAUCCCAACUAUGAUCCAUCAGAUUUCUUAAAUUUCGGCAAUCGUCCCGCCCAUAAUAAUGCUAGUGAUGACAUGCAAUCAACGCAAAAUCAUAUGCAAUAUAGUAAGGAGGAUGAUGAAGCGCAAGCACACUUCCAAAUGGACGCCAAUAUGUCUGAUGGUGCAAUGCCAGCUGAAAUGUCGUCUAUGCCGCAGAUGCCACUAAUUAUGCCAAGUAAUGAUAACGUUGGCAUAGAUGAAGACUUGGCUAUUUCAGAGAGUGACGAGGAAGAUGGUGGUGGCGAUGACAAUGUUGCUGAUGUCUCUAUGAAACGUGAAGUGUUCAAUGAUAGUGGUGAAAUGGCUAAUGACGGCAUUGGUGCCAAUCUACAAAAUAGCAUGAAUGAGCCACAGGCUAACGAAGGUCAAAUGAAUAUGGAAACGGCUAAACCCGAACAUCAUCAAGACGAUAAUGAUGACGAUGACUGGUUGCACUUCUAAAUAAAAAAAAUCAUGCUUGCACGUUUUAAUUAACCGUAUUUAUAAGAAUUAAAUAAAUUAUGUAUUUUUAUUCAAGUUAAUAUACAAAGUAACAUCUUAUUGUAUUCUAAAUAUAAAAUUGUAAUAUUA
Molecule: messenger RNA, 6636 nt
Organism: Bactrocera neohumeralis
Lineage: Eukaryota; Metazoa; Arthropoda; Insecta; Diptera; Tephritidae
Gene: Taf1
Product: transcription initiation factor TFIID subunit 1
Exons: 21
Coding region: 151-6507 (2118 amino acids)
Biological process (GO): transcription by RNA polymerase II; RNA polymerase II preinitiation complex assembly; DNA-templated transcription initiation
Cellular component (GO): transcription factor TFIID complex
Molecular function (GO): TBP-class protein binding; RNA polymerase II general transcription initiation factor activity; RNA polymerase II general transcription initiation factor binding
Source: RefSeq, a predicted model, not a curated record